Messenger RNA from Nymphaea colorata (pocket water lily), 1041 nucleotides. RefSeq lists its product as uncharacterized. The transcript has 4 exons. The record is from RefSeq and is a predicted model, not a curated record. NCBI's taxonomy places the organism in Eukaryota, Viridiplantae, Streptophyta, Magnoliopsida, Nymphaeales, Nymphaeaceae. Gene Ontology annotation, cellular component: nucleus. Bases 259 to 759 code for a protein of 166 amino acids. Gene Ontology annotation, molecular function: translation initiation factor activity; RNA binding. Gene Ontology annotation, biological process: translational initiation.
GUUCAACACCUCUGCCUCCCCUCAUCGCCUUUAGCAAGAUUUUGGGUUGAGUUGCACGACAUUGGAAGGCAGCGUGUUCCAGUUGGCGCUUUGAGCUCUCUAGGCCUCUCUACCAGAUUCACUUUUCUCCAUGCAGCAAAGGCGCAGGACAAAUCCAGGAAGUCGGGAUGAAGGGUAGAAGGAAGAAUCCUCUUUAGGUCUCUGCCUGAUUCGCUUGUCUCAACCUAGCAAAGUUGUGUGAAAACCCAGAAAGUGGGGAUGAAGGGUGGAAGGAAGAAUUUGAAAAGGUCCAUGGGGGAUGACCUCCCAUCCCUUCAAGAGGGGCAGUCCAUAAUGAAAGUGGCCUCUCUCCGAGGCUCCAAUAUCAUCGAGGUGAUUGAUGCCAAAGGAGAUAAAUCACUGGCAUUGUUUCCUGCAAAGUUCCAGAAGAGCAUUUGGAUUAAACAAGGUAGCUUUGUAAUUGUUGAUGGAAGCGGAAUGGACAAGGCACUCGAAUUUGGACAUAAGGUCACGUGUAUUGUCUCACAAGUCCUGUUCUACGAGCAAGUUCGAGCUCUUCAAAGAUCACCAGAAUGGCCAGAAGUAUUUUGCAGUGAGAGGAGUGAGCAUGGACCAACAGAGAAUGCUCAUCCCACAGAAAGACAAUGUUCAAGUGAUGAGGAUGAUGACCUUCCUCCACUUGAAGCCAACUUAAACAGAAUCCGGCCAUCACAUUUAUAUGUGGAGUCUGAUGCUGAUUCGGACGCAUCUUCAGAUUAAUUGAACAAAGUGACCUUCUUAAGCUUUAUCAAAUUGGCUGCUGUUGAAGUUAUACUAGCGCAGCUUUCAGGAGUUCAGUGCUGAUGUUAACUUAAGAUUAGGAGCUUCUCAAGUCUACUGAUCUGCUUCAAUUGUUGUUGGUUUUGAACAAUGUGAUUGAUUAAUGCUUAACAUGUCAACGCUUGAUUGAGCCCUAAAGAAGGGCAAUUUUCUGUUAGAAGAAGGUGUCUUUCUUUCAAAACAACGCCUCGCAUUUUGAUCAUUCUCUACUGGCCUUUUUCA